GUACAUUUACAUACGUGAAUCGUGAUUCUGGAUUUUAAUAGUAUACGAAGAUUGAUUUUAAUUUUUAUUGUGCUGCGUUCAAAGUGGGUAUGAUGUUGGAUCAUUAUUGUUAUUUUCCACACUGCUAGCAAUAGCUGUUUCUAUCUAUUCGGCAAUGUGCUGGUGCUACCAUUAAUUCUAUCAAGAUGGCCAACAUGGAGGAUUUGCAGGGCCAGGACAUAUGUCGAGUAUGUCGCUGUGAGGGCUCAUCGGACCGUCCUCUCUUCCAUCCCUGCAUCUGCACGGGAAGCAUCAAAUGGAUUCACCAGGAAUGCCUGGUGCAGUGGAUGCGUUACAGCCGCAAAGAGUACUGUGAAUUGUGUGGUCACCGGUUCUCUUUCACACCAAUCUACUCGCCCGACAUGCCCCGCCGGCUCCCCAUACGUGACGUGGCGGGCGGUCUGCUCGCCAGCGUGGCUACAGCAGUCAAGUACUGGGUGCAUUACACUGUGGUGGCAUUGGCGUGGCUCGGCGUCGUGCCGCUCACCGCCUGCCGGAUCUACCGCUGCCUCUUCACCGGUUCCGUCGAUUCGGUGUUGACAUUGCCGCUGGAUAUGCUAUCGACAGAGAACAUAGCCUCAGACAUAUUCCACGGCUGUUUCGUGGUUACCUGUACACUGUUCUCGUUCAUUGGGCUCGUGUGGCUGAGGGAGCAGAUACUGCACGGUGGGGGACCUGACUGGCUUGAGAGGGACGAUCCCUUCCAGCCCGCCCCUCCCCCACCCCCUCCACCACCACCUCUACCCGCUGAGCCUGCGCAGGAUCCACCAGACAAUGGUUUUGGCAUGUUCAACAACCAAAAUGAGGUGGUGGGGGAGCCAGCUGUCGCGGCCGCGCCACAGUGGGACGAGAUACCGCCUCUGCGUAUUGCGGAAGGUGAUGCAGCCGCUGCCGGCGAUGAGGCGAACUGGAACCCUAUCGAGUGGGAUCGCGCAGCAGAGGAACUUACCUGGGAGCGGCUGCUUGGUCUGGACGGUUCUCUGGUAUUUCUGGAGCAUGUGUUCUGGAUAGUGUCACUAAACACACUGUUCAUCCUCGUGUUUGCGUUCUGCCCGUACCACAUGGGACACUUCGCUGUGGCAACCCUGGGACUGAAGGAGCACGUUGCAGCUUCCCACUUUGAAGGUCUGGUGACGACGCUGUGUGGCUACUGUGUCAUCGGUCUGUGCCUGGUGGUGCUGCACUCUCUUGCCACCAUCAUGAACCUCACCCGUUCCCGCAGAGUGCUGGGAUUGUGCUACGUCGUUGUCAAGGUAUCCCUACUGUCAGUGGUGGAGAUAGGAGUGUUGCCUCUGAUCUGCGGUUGGUGGCUGGACAUCUGCUCGUUGGCCAUGUUCGAUGCCACUCUACGCGAUCGUGAGGCCAGCUUCCGUGCUGCUCCUGGCACUUCCAUGUUUAUCCACUGGCUUGUUGGGAUGGUCUAUGUCUACUACUUCGCCUCAUUCAUUCUGCUACUGCGUGAGGUGCUGCGCCCGGGCGUGCUCUGGUUCUUGCGCAAUCUCAAUGACCCUGACUUUAGCCCAAUCCAGGAAAUGAUUCACCUCCCGAUUAUUCGCCACGUUCGGAGAUUGCUGGCAUCAGCUGUUAUUUUUGGCACUGCGGUUUUACUGAUGCUGUGGCUGCCUGUCCGUCUACUGCGAGUGAUCUGGCCCACAUUCCUCCCCUACACUGUAGCACUUCAGUCCGAGGCACAGGUUAAUGAGCUCUCUCUGGAGCUACUGCUGCUGCAAGUGAUACUACCAGCACUGUUGGAGCAGUCCCACACUCGCACCUGGCUGAAGGCAGUCAUCAGGCAGUGGUGCAGGCUGGUCAGCUGGGUGCUGGACCUGCAGUCUUACCUACUGGGGGACGAGGCAGAGAGACCUGCCCAGGUGGACAACAACAACGGUGGGGGAGACCUGGGCGCGGCUCAUCAAGCCUUGCUGCAGCGGGGAGGCCCCACAGGCUUCCAGCCGUACGUCCGUCCGACAUUCUUUCCCGCCAGGAUCGUGGGUCUGCUCGUAUUCGUCUGCAUCUCGUUGGUGUUGGCCAGCCUGGUCGCUCUGACGAUCCCCGUCUGGCUCGGCCGCAAGGUGAUGGCGUUGUGGCCGGUCGGCAGCCCCGUGCAAGGUCCCGCCCCCCCGGUGGCGCCGAUACACGAGCUGUACACCGCCUCGUGUGGUACCUACCUGUGCUGGCUCACGGCGCGCGGAGUGGCCUUGCUGCUCGGCUGGCUCCCUCAGGGUCGUCAGGCCAUCAUGGAGAAGCUCUGCAAGUGGUGUGUGGUCGGACUCAAGUCGGCUGUCGCUUCCUCCGUACUGAUCGGGGUCAUUCCACUUCUCUUCGGUCUCCUACUGGAGCUCGUCGUGGUGGUACCACUGCGUGUGCCACUCGACCAGACGCCGGUGCUGUGGAUCUGGCAGGACUGGGCGCUGGGCGUGCUCUACACGAAGAUCGCUUGCGUGAUCACGAUGAUGGGUCCCGAGUGGGCCCUGAGGAGGGCGAUCGAGAGGGCGUACAGAGAUGGUAUCCGCGCGAUGGAUCUCGGCCUGAUACUGCGGGAACUGGCCGCUCCCGUCAUCGCGUGUCUCAGUCUGGCGCUGGCCGUGCCCUACGCGGUCGCACACAGCCUGGUGCCGCUGUUCAUCGCCAGUCCACAACUGCGCAACGUCAUCGCGCGCAGAGUCUACCCCCUGGUCCUGCUCAUAUCCAUCGUUGUGGGCAUUAUAACGUUCCAGAUCCGCCAGUUCGCCAAACUUUAUGAGCACAUUAAGAAUGACAAAUACCUUGUCGGCAGAAGGCUUGUUAACUACCAUCACAAAUCAUCGCUACAAAAUUAAACUGACUUUUGUAUCAUAUUACAGACUGAUCACUGUACAUUAACUUACUUAAUUAGAAAGUAAUGUUUAAUUUGUGAAACUCCGAGUUGUGUUAAAUUGUGUUCCUUAUUGUUGAAUAAAAUUAAUUUUAAUUUUGUUUUUCCCUGAUCUAUAUGUUUGUUUAAUUCGAUAUUAUUGAAAAUUAUUUACAUCAGCGAUUUUUAUUUGACUAUUUUACUAUAAUCAGAGUAUUUGUUCAAGAAAAGUUGUAUUUUUAUGUGCACUAAAUGUUUGUUGUUAAGGCAUUCAAUGUGAUAUUUGAAAUUGAAAAAAACUAAGUUUUAUGUAAUUACCGAUUAUUAAAAUGUGUUAUAUUAUGUUUUGCCUUAAGAAGCAUGUUUUUAAAAUAAUUUAUGUUAUUAAUCUGAGAGAAUAUUUAUAUUUAUUUGUAAGAAUUAAGUUAAAAACCACAAAAUACUUUUAGAAAUAAGGUUAUUACUUGAUUAUGUAUAUCUUCAUUAUACUGAUUUGACAGCA
Homalodisca vitripennis (glassy-winged sharpshooter) is the source of this 3374-nucleotide messenger RNA. Its product is annotated as E3 ubiquitin-protein ligase MARCHF6. The coding region runs from base 186 to 2858 and encodes 890 amino acids. NCBI's taxonomy places the organism in Eukaryota, Metazoa, Arthropoda, Insecta, Hemiptera, Cicadellidae. The record is from RefSeq and is a predicted model, not a curated record. Gene Ontology annotation, cellular component: endoplasmic reticulum membrane. Gene Ontology annotation, molecular function: zinc ion binding. The transcript has 10 exons.